AUGACGGUGGAAGGGGCUCUCUGGGUCGACCGUUCGGGGAGAGACAGAGGAAUCCCAGCUGCGGCCACUGCAGGGACAAACUACGACGCCUUCUCGUCCGUGCGACCACCGCAGGUGUCGGGCUACGUCUGCCUGGUCAUUCAGGUCAACGUUGCUUUGGACAUGAUUCGCCGUCUGUAUCUGGAAAUCUUGCGGAGGCGACAGCCGUUACGCCUGGUGGCGACCCGAAGGCAGGGUCCUGAGGAUAUGUACUUCUUCCCAGAGUCCUAUCGCAUGCCGAUGCAGUCCACACUUCCGGAUGUGUCCGACUUGCAUCUGGGCUUGCCGGUGCCCUCUGACGAAACAGGUGAGGCGGCCGAUGUCCCGGCGUAUAUACACGUGCCACUCCGGCUGGACGAGAUCGACCCAGGCUUGCUGAAAGGAACGCUGGCUGCAGAUGGCAGCAGUACCACCGAUGUCAGUGAGACAAGCACGGUGGAAGAGGAUCCGAUCACAGAGGUCCGGUGCCUUUCCAUUGCGGCUUCCUUGCUCGUGGCCUCAAGCAUUGCAAGGAGCCCUGGAUGGAAAGCCAACGUCUCUGCUUUUGAUUUACUAUGGCACAGCAUCUUCGGUUUGUCUGACAUAGAUCCUUUCACGCGGGGAGGCGCUAGCAACUUUGCUGCAACCCAGGCUACGCCUACACCUGGUAUGGGAACGCAGGCCUGA
This is a messenger RNA of Symbiodinium sp. CCMP2592, 705 nucleotides long. NCBI's taxonomy places the organism in Eukaryota, Dinophyceae, Suessiales, Symbiodiniaceae. The record is from the annotation of a GenBank genome assembly.